Messenger RNA from Linum tenue, 3025 nucleotides. Lineage: Eukaryota; Viridiplantae; Streptophyta; Magnoliopsida; Malpighiales; Linaceae. The record is from the annotation of a GenBank genome assembly.
UUUUUUUUUUGACAAAGGAGAGUCUUUAUUGCAUUUUAACCGGUCAGAUACAAAGAGACAACAUACCAACAUUCUGGUUUAACAAGAAGAAGGAAAAGAGAACUCGGUUACAAUCAAACCAUGAAAAGCAAAAGCAAGAACAGAGAGCACAACACAGUUUGACAGCAACCAUCCAACAGAAUCGAACCCUUGAAAAAACCAGUACAUCAGAAAUCUCUCUUGCAACCAACCACUUAGAAUGCAACAAGAGCGAAAUCAGCUUGUCCGAUCAACUCGAAAUCCAUGGCUAGUGAUUACAUCAACCAUAUGCCGCCUCCUGGGGAUAACUCAACGGCAUCCAUCACAGUGAAUCCUAGAAACAAGAUUGCAUGGCGGUGGAAAAUGAUUUGAACGGAUUGCUCCAAGCUGACAGAGGCAGAGGAAGCUGAGGCAGAGAAAUCAUGUUUGAAGCAGAGCAGAAGAUCACAAAGGAGCCACAAAUCUCCACGGAGAACACCGAUUACCAACCACAACCACCGGAGAAGACCCGACCCUCCACGAUCCGACGACUCACCCCGCAACACGAACACAAAGUGGAGGUCGGAAAGGGAAAGAAGAGAAUGGUUUCAUCAAAGGAUGAGACCACCAAUCUGGAAAAAUCACCACCAUCCAGAUCUGGAAUAGGCACCCACCAAACUGCAAACUCCGGAUCCUACAACGAGCAAACCUUGAACAGGAGUACCAAGAACCGAAGGAAGAGACAAAGCUCGACGGGAAAAGAAGAGACAAAGCUCGACUGGAAAGGAAGCUGAAGGCCACAACGGCAGGGAAAAGCUGGAAAUCCGAAGGAAAAACACCUAGAACAAGGCCAGGAUUAACAUGAGCACAAAGAAAAGGAAGGAAAAAAAAAAAAAAAAAAAAAGAGGAAUGGAGGGCUUGAGCUGCCGCCGGUCACCAAAAGGAGCCGGCGGCAGCCCCUGGAAAAAGAAGGAAAGUGGAACCGAGAAGAAGAGAGAGGGCAGAGAAAAGGGUUCAAAUUAAAGUAAAUGUUAAGUUCAGAUAUUGCUGGACUGCAAAAUGAAGAUGGAUCCUUUUCCGGAGACAUCUGGGGAGAAGUCGAUACACGUAUUCUGCUGUGUGGCUGCCCUUGCUAUUACUGGGGCUCUACAUUAUGUUGACAAGGACCUUCUCGGAUGGUGGCUGUGUGAACGACAAGUGAAAUCUGGGGGUCUUAAUGGCCGACCUGAGAAGCUUCCCGAUGUUUGCUAUUCGUGGUGGGUUCUUUCUAGCCUCACUAUGAUCGAUAGAGCUCAUUGGAUUAGCAAAGAGAAGCUUCUCAAGUUCAUUUUGAGUUGUCAGGACAUGGAGAAUGGAGGAAUCUCAGACAGGCCGGAUGACACAGUUGAUAUCUUUCAUACAUAUUUCGGAGUUGCUGGACUGUCGUUCCUCGAAUACCCAGGAGUCAAAGCUAUCGAUCCAGCUCAUGCCUUGCCGGUCGAUGUUGUGGAUCGAAUUUUCUUUCGGCAAUGAUUUUCUUAGUUAGCAAUGUCUGAUCAAACCAUAAGAACACUGCUAAUGUACUGGUCUCAAUCUAAAACCCUGUAAUUCCAGUGUGGGCUCUUAGCCUCUUAUCAGAAUAUCAUCGGAACGGUGUCGUUUUCGCACGGCCAUGAUUUCGCCGAUUUAAACAAAGAAAAAGUGAUUAUAUAAAAAAACCCUCUCUGUAACUCUGGCCGCCUCAGUCUCUUUGCGGCUAUGGCUCUGGACUCUCACAUAGAGAAGGUCCUAUGGACGGCCGGCGAAAUCUCCGACCGUGUCGCCGAGCUCGCCGCGGAGAUCACCUCCGACUUUCCCGCUGCUUCCCCGGCCCCUGUCCUCGUCGGAGUCGCCACGGGAGCUUUCGUCUUCCUGGCCGACUUAGUCAGGCAAAUCAAGCUGCCGAUUUCAGUAGAUUUCAUCCGCGCCGAUUCCUACGGCUGCGGAACAGAGUCCGCCGGCGCUCCACGGCUGUCCCUCGACCUGAAGGCCGACGUCAGGGGAAAACACGUCAUUCUGGUGGAGGACAUUGUGGAUACGGGGAGCACAUUGGCGAGCCUGAUCAGCCACUUGGAGAAGAAGGGGGCGUCGUCGGUGUCGGUGUGUGCGUUUCUUGAUAAGCCGGCGAGACGGAAGGUUGAGUUUCAGGUUGUGGGUAGUGGAAAGUACUACAGAGGAUUCGAGGUUUGGGUUUCCCUUUCCUAGCUCUCGUCGACGCUUACCUGCUUUCAUAUUCGCACAAAAGAACUUUACUUUGUGAAGAAAACCGAGUUCCUGACCUUGGUUUGGUAGCAUUUCCUUCUACUGUUAUUGAAUGAAGCAACCGAAGAGCAGUUCAGAAGUAAGUAGGAAACCAAAACCAUUAAAGCCCCAUUUCAUCACCAGAUGCUCUUGUAAAAUGCAUAGCCCUCCCAUCCCUCCAUACAUCACAGCUCACAGAUCGUGAAAGUUCGUAACUUUAUUGAGAACCCCAGUAUCAAUCUAGUGUUAAAGUUUGUGUCUUUGAAUAUAAAAUUCAUCUGUUAAAGUUUGUGUCUUUGCUGGCAUGCUGUAAUCCGGUUGAGCUUUGUUUUCUAUGUUGCAGUGUCCAGAUUACUUCGUAGUGGGGUAUGGAAUGGACUUUGCAGAAGUAUACAGGAAUUUGCCCUAUAUUGGUGUCUUGAAGCCUGAGCUCUACAGUUAGUUCAAGACUCAAACCAGUCCAACAAUGAGAGCUCAGACCCAGUCUCUGGUUCCUCGAAGUUGCUCUGCUGGUUUGUGUUUGCAGAAAGGUCCGGAUUUUGACAGACUAAACACAUGAUAUUUCUAUCUUUCAAUUGAUUCCCUCGAAACAGCUAAGUGUUUCGUAAUAGAGGAAGUUUUAGAUGGUACUACUUCAGUACUGGGAUAAUUAUCAUUACCAUGGAUGAUGGAACAGAGAAGUAAAAGAGUUUACAGUUUCUAUCCGAACUGAUACGUGAACCAAACUACUUAGUGGGGUUGUCAAAUCUUUAAACUAAGCAAUUUUCCC